This is a messenger RNA of Rana temporaria (common frog), 1279 nucleotides long. RefSeq names its product sideroflexin 4 (gene SFXN4). NCBI's taxonomy places the organism in Eukaryota, Metazoa, Chordata, Amphibia, Anura, Ranidae. The transcript has 14 exons. Gene Ontology annotation, biological process: mitochondrial transmembrane transport; monoatomic ion transport. The record is from RefSeq and is a predicted model, not a curated record. Gene Ontology annotation, molecular function: monoatomic ion transmembrane transporter activity. Gene Ontology annotation, cellular component: mitochondrial inner membrane. The coding region runs from base 130 to 1050 and encodes 306 amino acids.
CUAUAUCAUUCAGGUACUAGAGAGGAACUGAGCGGUGCUCAGCCGUCUGCAGUGAGCGGCCCGGAACUGAUCUCAUCGUGCAUUGUUCCCGGGGGGAAGCAGAAAGCGGUGCACACAGCACACAGCAGCAUGUCUCUGCAAAGCCCCGAUUCUCCGUCUUUUCUGCAGAGAUGUGACUACUGGCACGAUGCUCUGGAUCCCGCCCUGUUGCUGUCAUCCGAUGUUGAGAUAAAAAAUCGGAAAGAUCUACUGGGGACACACGGAGAGAGCGACGAUGAAAAGGUGGCGGCGGCCCGGAGGUUGGUCCAGGUGUCUGUGCACCCCGAUACCGGCACCAUCACCCCUUUCCCCUUCAGACCCACUGCGUUCCUGUUUGUGGGGAGUUCACUGAUACUCCCCACAUUAAUGCCUCACCAAGGUGUGAUGUCUACAUUCAUCUCUCAGCUUUUCUUCCAGGCGUACAGUGCUGGAUUCACAGUGAUGAACAGGAAUCUCUCCGGGAAGGAGAAGAACUCGCUAUCCCAGCAUCCUCUCUACCUGUCUGGGUCUGUACUUAACGUGGCAUGUUUUGGGGCUAUGCCACUUUAUGUUGUGAAAAGGUUGAAACUUAGCGGUCCAUCAACAAAAAGCUUCAUUGGUAGAAUACUGCCUCCUCCGCUGUUAGCACUGCUGGGUGGCCUGAACGUUUUACUUGUGAGAAUUUCUGAAGCGGAUAGCGGAAUUCAGGUUGUGGACCGAGCGGGAAAUGUUGUCGGCGUGUCUCCUAAAGCUGGGAAAAAGGCAGUGAAGGAAACCGCACUCUCUAGAGCAUUUCUGUGCGGUGUCACAGCACUCACCCCCUCAUUGGUGAGAAAUUCUCCUCAAAUGCUCCGUAAUCCUGGAGUUUUUACGGUUGUUAAACUUCUGAUUGCCGCUCUCACCUUUGGGAUAAUGACUCCGAUAUCCUUCGCCUUAUUUCCGCAGCAAGGAAAGAUCAAGAGAGACAAUCUUGAGGAUGAACUAAAAGAGAAGACAUCAGCCUCAGAACUUUUCUACCAUCGUGGACUCUGAGUGCCAAGUGGCUGCUGGACCCUUAGAACUUGCAGGGAGAGAUGCCUGGGCAGAAGGAUUCCCUCUCGCAGCAUAAUAACCCCAGACCAGGAAGUACGAACUGCUGACCUUAAUGGGGAACUUGUGAUCGUAUAUGACUUUCGGCAAUUCUGGGACUACAAAUCCCUCAUCUGUCACCCCUGAUUGAGUGAUCCUCUGUUUUCGUCUCCAAUAAAACAUUUUCUAGACA